AUGGUGCAACAUUGUCAAUUUUGUGUUCCAAAAUGCCAACAUAUAUCAUUACUUGGCGUGACUUCUACUCUUUACUCGGGAAUUCUUCAUAUUAAUUUUGAUACUGAAAACAUGAGAGAUAGGAUAUACAGCAAUAGAAGUGACAUCGACGCUGGAUUUGCUAGCACACGUAGACGCAAUUGUCCAGCUACUAAUCCCAACGGUAAUGGAAAUUUGGCACCGCUUGACCUGGUGACUCCUAAUUCCUUUGACAACAACUACUUCAAAAACCUGUUGCAAAAGAAACGUCUUAUCCAGUCGGAUCAAGUCUUGUUUAGCGGUGGAUCCACAGAUAACAUAGUCACCGAGUAUAGCAGGAACCAUUCAACUUUCAGUUCUGAUUUCGCAUCUGCCAUGAUCAAAAUGGGAGAUACCGAACCACUAACUAGUUCAGCUGGGAUAAUAAGGAGGCUUUGCAGCGCUGUCAACUAG
Molecule: messenger RNA, 471 nt
Organism: Durio zibethinus
Lineage: Eukaryota; Viridiplantae; Streptophyta; Magnoliopsida; Malvales; Malvaceae
Source: RefSeq, a predicted model, not a curated record